AUGGUGGGAACAAACUUGAAGGCAGAAACCUCCUCUUUAAUGGACAAACGGAGUUUGUUAGAGUCUGAAAUGAACUCCAUCAUCGCCCGUCUUUCUCAACCCGGCGCCCCCGGCCUCUCCGGCAACCUCCUUGAUUCCGAGGGUUUUCCUCGUUCCGAUAUCGAUGUUCCAGUUGUUAGAGCCGAACGACGUCGCCUUGCAGAGCUGCGUAAUGAUUACAUGGAGAUAACUAAAAAGAUUGAUCAAAAUGUACAAAUUUUGCUUUCACCAAGACCAGGAAAGAAUAUAUCAGGCAUGCAGACCUCAUCAACUGUAGAAGCUGUUCCAUCAACACCAUCACAGAAUGUCCCUUUGAGUCCUUCCCCCAACUCGAUGGAUGUGGAUGUCUUGGUUAGUCGACCCUUUGCAGUGGUUGACGAGAUAUCAGAUGCAUCACCCGCAGUAGAGGAUGGUUUACAACUUGGAGAUCAAAUUUUGAAAUUUGGCAAUGUUGAAGUGGGUGAAAAUUUGCUCCCAAGGUUGGCUUCUGAGUCCCAGUCAAACAUGGGUCAAGCAGUACCUGUUGUCAUCAUGAGGCAAGGCACAGUGAUCAACUUAACUAUCACACCUAGAACUUGGCCAGGCAGAGGUUUACUGGGAUGUCAUUUUCGGAUCUUGUAG
This is a messenger RNA of Lathyrus sativus (Indian pea), 660 nucleotides long. NCBI's taxonomy places the organism in Eukaryota, Viridiplantae, Streptophyta, Magnoliopsida, Fabales, Fabaceae. The record is from the annotation of a GenBank genome assembly.